Elaeis guineensis (African oil palm) is the source of this 2871-nucleotide messenger RNA. The record is from RefSeq and is a predicted model, not a curated record. Lineage: Eukaryota; Viridiplantae; Streptophyta; Magnoliopsida; Arecales; Arecaceae.
UUUUUUCCCUUCUUUUCUCGCUCUUGGUUAUUUUGAGCUCUCUUGGGUUUUGUUUCUUUUUUUUCCCCCUUCGUUAAUGUGAGCUUUUUCUUCAUGGAGACGUACUGAAAUCUGUUCUGGUCGUUUGAUUCCGUACCUCUCGUUCGUUACUUUUGUGUCUGUUUUCUUGGUUCUUGAAUCCCGUACUCACUUUUCUUGUUCCUUCCUUUCGUGUCUGUUUUCUUGGUUCGUGAAUCCGUACUCGUAUUUCUUGUUUUAAGCGUUAGGCUCGUCCUCUUCUUUCCAACACUGCUCGCGUGCCAGAACUCUGCGUUCUGAGAGAUGAUUCAGAUAAUUAAUUGCGAGCGUGGGAAUUAAUAUUGGGACAGAGCUUUUAGAGGCAACUGUUUGUCAAAAAUGUGGUGUCACAGGUUACUCAGAGUUUUUAAUUCACUGCAGUAGUUGCAAGAUCGCUGCUGAGCACCGAUAUUGCCUGAACAAGAUGCCAGACAGUAAUGUACUACAAGUGAUUUGGUCGUGUGAGCAGUGCAAAGCUAGGAUUCAUAAGUUAUCUUCUCUUAGCAAGCUUGAACAUGGCAGUAGCAUGAUGUUGAGGAAACGCAAACAUAGUGAUAUUUGUAGAAACAAAUACGGACAUCAGGGGACCCCAUGUGCUGUAAGAUCCCCUUUAAGCUUGAGUUCGCAGAACAAAAAUUUUAGUGGUUUGGAUAAUAGAGGAAGAAGUGGAUUUAAUGAUUCCAUCAGAUUACCUUCCAGUUCCAAUGUAGCAAGGGCGUCAAAAAUUGACCAGGCAUGUGCUGGUUUGCUGCAGAAGGAAAUUCAGAACCUUGUGCAUUCAUCGAGCAAGUCUGUCAGGGAUGACAAGUCAAGAUCUAGAACACAUAGACGGCGAUGGAUCAUAGACGAGGAUGAAGUAAAUGAUGAGAAUUGUAGGUGUUCAUCUAGCAAAGGUAUCGAAGGCGAGAAGCCAGAAAGGAGAUUCUUAAUAAAGGACCAAGAUGAAGCUUUGCCAUCAUUAGAAAAUGCACAAGAUAUUGCUAUCAAGUCAAAAAUACAAAUCAGUGCUGCUGAUGAAGCUUUGAACAAGUUGCAGAAUGGUUCUCUGGAUGCAUCCAAAUCUCAAGCAACGAUGCAGGCUGAAACUCAUGAUGCUGAAAGGAAUAUAUCAGGCCACCAGACAUUUAUUGAUCAUCAAAUUUAUGGACUUGUACGGCCCAUUAUCUUCUGUGUUUGGAGUGGAUCCUUUGGAAUUUGCGAUGACACAUAUGGUCCUAUUAAAGCACAUUUAUCAAACAAAGCGUGUGAGAAAGUUUGCGUUGCUGCAGAAAAAUUGCCACCUGUGCUUCAGAUGGCAAAGUUGGCAAAGUUGGAGGCAUGGCCAAGAAGUUUCGAAAAUUCACCACCUACCGGUGACAACAUUGCUCUAUAUUUUUUUCCAGACAGUACAAGGGCAAAAUCAAUGCUUGGUGAUUUGCUGCGUGAUGUCAUUAGCAAGCAUCUUGUGCUCAAAGUUGUAUUUAAUGAAGCUGAGCUUCUCAUCUUCCCAUCUAUUAUAUUGCCAAAAGUUUACCAUAGAUUUCAAGGAAAUUACUAUUUGUGGGGGGCAUUUAAGAGAAGGCAAGUUUCAGUCCAUAGUGUACCAGCAAGUUGCUGCUCCGGGGCUAAUGACCUCUCAGAGAGAGAAAAAAAAAUGCAGAAUUCUGAACAUGCAGAAGAAAUCAGUUCUCAUUAUGAAAAAUCUGUUGUCGUCCUCGGAAAUGGCAACGUUUCAGCAGAUGGAAGAAGAACAUAUGACUCUGAACCUUCAGGAGGGAAGAAAAAUGUGGAAGCUGUCACCAAUGGCAAAGUUGCAGAAGAGGCAGAAGAAGAGAUCAGUUCUCAUUAUGAAAAAUCUGCUGGCGUCCUCGGAAAUGGCAAAGUUUCAGCAGACGAAAGAAGAACAGAUGACUCUGAACCUUCAGGAGGGAAGAAAAAUGUGGAAGCUGUCAGCAAUGGCAAAGUAGCAGAAGAGGAUCAAAGAACAGAUGACUCUGAAUCUUCAGGAGCGAAGGAAAAUGUGGAAGCUCAGAAAUCAUCUGAUGUUUUCCAAAACAAGAAACAGGAGGAAGCGAAGCAAAAGGUGGAUGGCUUCAAUCUUACAAAAAGGAAGGACCAGGUUGAAGCUUAUGAUGAGAGCUCAUCCAACAUUACAGAUAAUGGCAGUGAUAACAACUUGUCUAACCACUUGCUGAUUUGGGGGAAGAAGAUUCCAUUCAGUGGUAAAGUAGUCGAGUGUCCUGAUGAUCGAACGAUGGGGAACUGGGAACAUGCAAAAGAGGUGAAGGAACAGCUGUUACAUCAUGAGUCCACGGAGAACUGCUUAUCAUUGUUUCCACUGCGAGGGGAGGACAUGGCCAUCAAAUCUAGACUGGGGGGAGACAGUGCGUUGGACCUUGACCUUGGACUUGGCUUGUCUGCAGGUGAUGGGCGUGGCAAGGGCUUGUCCAAUAGGAGAUUCACCGGCCAAUAUAUUCUUGGAUAGAGAUAUCUAGUCGUUACAAUGUUUUUGGUGGGGCGCUUUGCUUUGUGUGUGCAUCUUGCAUGUCCCCCUCUUCCCGUAUUCCCUGCCGUUUUGUUUUCUUGGUUUUAAUCGAAAGCUCGUGUACAUGGUAGGAUCCUCAUGAGUUGCUUGGAUAAGAAGAUAAAGAGUUAAAAAGUUUUGAGAAUGUGGCUGGUGCUUUUUUUUUUUUUGGUAGAAAAGUGCUUUUUUUCAUACAAUAUAUAAUCUAGCGUGGAGGGAAAGUUGUAAAGCCUUAUUUAUUUUUUUUUUUGGUACCCAAUACAGUUUUUGAACCUUUGAUCCUUUGAUGAAGCAUGUAGAAAUAUUGUUCA